Messenger RNA from Esox lucius (northern pike), 4776 nucleotides. It is a transcript of the gene arfgap1, whose product is annotated as ADP-ribosylation factor GTPase activating protein 1. The transcript is spliced from 14 exons. Bases 223 to 1542 code for a protein of 439 amino acids. NCBI's taxonomy places the organism in Eukaryota, Metazoa, Chordata, Actinopteri, Esociformes, Esocidae. The record is from RefSeq and is a predicted model, not a curated record. Gene Ontology annotation, molecular function: GTPase activator activity. Gene Ontology annotation, cellular component: Golgi membrane. Gene Ontology annotation, biological process: regulation of ARF protein signal transduction; regulation of endocytosis.
AACGUAGUCAAAUCUGCUAUUGCCUAGUUGUCAACAUGGCUGCCGGUGUUUGACAUCAGCUGGCUAGCAUUCGCAGCUCUUCUCAAUGGAUGCGGUUUGAAAUGACACACAUUUUCCAAUAAUUCUAAGUCCACGUCUUUAUCCCAAGCCUUAUCGAAAUAAGCAAGCCGGCUGCUUUGAACAUCGCGUGCGUUGUACAAUACUCACCCUGUGUAAGUCAAAAUGGCAAGCCCAAGGACCAGAAGAGUGUUGAAGGAAGUGAGAACCCAGGAGGAAAACAACCUUUGCUUUGAGUGUGGGGGCUUCAACCCUCAGUGGGUGAGUGUGACCUAUGGGAUCUGGAUAUGUCUGGAAUGUUCCGGCAAACAUAGGGGCUUGGGCGUACACCUGAGCUUUGUGCGCUCUGUUACCAUGGAUAAGUGGAAGGACAUUGAACUAGAGAAGAUGAAGGCAGGAGGGAAUGGAAAGUUCCGUAUGUUUCUGGAACAACAAGAGGAUUACGAUGCCACUUGGACCAUGCAGGAAAAAUAUAACAGCCGAGCCGCUGCACUUUUCAGAGACAUGGUUGCCACCAUUGCAGAGGGUAAGGAGUGGUCUGUUGAAACUUCCUUUGCCAAGGACUGGACUCCGCCACAGCCUAAAAUAGGUCUUUCGUCAUCCCAUCGCUCAGGGGGCCCACGGCAGAACUCUGGAACACCUAAAGACAAGGCUUUUGAGGACUGGUUAAGUGAUGAUGUAAACUCUUAUCAAAGUGGUGGUGGUUACAGUGGGAAUCAGGAGAACCGCUAUGUUGGCUUUGGGAAUACGCCAAUCCCAGAGAAGGAGGAGCAUGAUGUCCUGAACAAUGCUCUAUCUUCCAUUUACUCGGGCUGGAGCAAUUUCACCAUCGGGGCUAGUAAAAUUGCAGCAGUUGCCAAAGAUAAUACCGCAAAACUUGCAACCACAGCAACUCUAAAGUUAAGGGGCUAUAAGCCACCUCCUGAGCCGGCUGCAGAGUUAGGACAGACUUUAAAUGAGAAUGUUAUCAAACCUACCCAUGAAAAGGUAAAAGAUGGCAAGUUGAUAGAUGAAAUGUCCGUCAGCAUCGCUGGGCUGGCAUCCAAGGUUCAGGGUGCUGGUGCAAAAAGCUGGAAAGACAUGACUGACUUUUUUGCUGGAAAGCCAGAGAACAGCUCAGACGGAGAGAGCUACCAGAACAUGGACGCCACUGAAGGUUACCAGGGCAACUCCGGCCCAGAACCAGGGCAGGCCCCUGCCAAGGACUUUUGGGAGACCUUUGGCAGCGCCAACUCCUCCAAGCCCAAGAAGUCCCCCAGCAGUGACAGUUGGACCAACGUCGACAGCUCGGCUGCUGAGAAGAAGAGUUCCGACAGCUGGGACAACUGGGGCUCUGAGGCCGCGUCCAACAACAAGCACAGCACUGGAGAGAGUUGGGAGGCCUGGGACAAUAACUGGGACAAUGCUGCUGGCGGGGAGACCAAGGGCAAAAAGAGCCCUGCCGCCAAACCUGCUGAAGAAACCUGGGACAAUGCAGACUGGUAGAGGCCCCUCUCUCACUCACCUCACUCGUUUCUCUAACCCCUUUACCACCCACCCACCUUUCCUUCCUUCUUUCCAUCUCACAGGCACUUUCACAGUUGCACAGUUCUGUCUCUGACCAGAGCUGGGCUCAAUGCCAGUUCAAUAUGUAUUUUUCUUUCAACAACGAAAUGUUGUCGCCUGCGAUUUUAUAUCCUGCCCGUGAACCCCACCCCCAACAGCCACCUCCACCAUCCCUCACUAAUAACAGGGCCCGUCGUUCACCCAGCUUUAAUUAUGAUUGUGUUAGUGCUGUCUGAGUUAGCAUGGGUUAGUGAGUCUCAUUUCCCUGAACGUCAAUGGGAUUCAAGAGAUAAGCGUGCUCGUUAUAGUGCCACCAUGUGGUCCAAAUGAAUGUUCUGGCCAGCGUUGAGUCUCGACAGUGUUUGCAACGUGUGUAUCAAGUUCCUACAAUACGAAUACCCUUGAUUGAUUUAUAUGCAUUCAUGCCAGACCGCAUCCAUUUGAAUGUUUAGUGGUCAAAACCAGCGCUUUUGGUUUAGCUACUUAUCUGAAAAAGAUUGCAUUGAGCGAGCUUUGUCCAUAGAUGGAAUGUUUUGUGCAAAACGGUGAUUCUUUGCCGAAGUAGCGGACUUAAGUGUUUUGCUUCACCGAAUUGGAAAGGUCGGACGAACCAUGGGGGAUUUAUUGGGUUCUCGAAGCUUAUUUGUUUCUUGUGAGCAGUGGAACCUGCAGUCAAAUAUGGUUUAGUAUGUAGAUGCACAAACUCUGGAUGACCCCAUCAGGGCACUCUCGUCUACUUAUUGCACUCUUCCCAGAGAGUCUAUCCUAAAACGAGCCAUCACUGUCAAGUCUUUUUUUUUUUUUAUUAAUUUAUCAUCAACCCUUCUUUGCAAUGGGGUCAAUUUAGUGCACUAGAGUGGCCCUGACUUGAUCAACACAUCAUGGAGGCGGGUCUCUGCUCCAGUGUGAAACCUUAUUCGUGACUCAAUCCGGGUGUAAGGGUUCACCAUCUAAGGUUAGCAUUUUCAGCAGCUUGUUGUAGCUCUGUCAUCUGGCCAAUCAGUCUAAUUUUAUAUUUGGCAAGACUCAUUCAACCAAGUUAUGUCCAAAUCUGGACAAUGAUGUCUGGGUUUGCAUGAAUGUACAGGGAACAAUUCAUAGUCCUCUCAGCGAUUCCAUCAUGGGGGCAAAAAAAUAUGGAACUGAGCUCAACGCAAACUCAGCAUUCCUGAAUACCGGUGUUUACUAACUUUAAAAGAAAGCGCCGUUUCAUUUAAUAUUUAGUUUUUCUAGAUAAGUGUGUGUAUAUACCUUGGUGGGGAAAAAAAACGUAAUGUACUUAAAAUAUACUAAAAUCAAAACUGUAAAAAUAAUAAUGGACUUAAAUUAAUACUUUUUUUUUGACAAUGUCCGACUCGCUAAUAAUUACCAACAUGAAAGCUAGAUAGUCAGGGAGAAUGAAAUUCCAAGAAUGAUGGAUGGUGGACCAAUUACUUAGCUUGCUCUUGUUGAAGACCCUACAUGCACCUGGCACAAACGCCUGAAAAAACUGUCAGCCCUCUCUUCAUUGAAUCCUCUUCAGAGCUUGUAGGUGUCUGUCCGACUUUAAUAUUUUAAUGAGGAAAAGAUUAUUUUAAUUCAAACUGGUCAAAAAAAUUAUGUUAAAUUAAUCAUUGGGCAAACAACAAGUCUCAGGCCAGUCAUGUAAGAAUCCUAGCAGGAACUUUUUUUAUGAAAUAUGUUUAUGCACCUUUGCUAUUAUUUCUGUUCCAUAUCUGCCUUUAUAAUGUCUGACUCCGUUUCACCCCUUUGUUGAUGCAUAAGUGAGUAUGUGAGGCAUUGCCUAGAUGAUGUUUCCACUCCUCAGAAAGAGGACAAGGAAAGGCAACUAGUUCUCAGUUGCAGCAGUUUGUUGGCAUUUCCUUCCCCUGGCUGUUUUUCUGGUAGAACCAGAGCAUGUGGGCUGCAGUGGCAUGCAUUGUCUUGUCUGAACAGAAAAAGGGCAUUUGCUAAAUUAACAGAAAACAAGUCUUAGGUUGCAUGUUGUCUUCUGCGCGCGCACACAAAAUACAAUGACCUGAGAUGUAAACUGUGAUGACUAACUGUGCAAUGCUUGUGUAAUAGUGCAUCUUCUGCGGUAGUGUUCUCUAUCCCCUGCCCUCAAUUUUAUGGUUGUGUUAUGAGCCUUAAAGAGCUGUCUUCAGAGCUGUCCUCAUAGUUAUCUAUUGGUGAACUGUUUGGGUGUACAGGUAUGCGUUCUCCUUGAACAUGGCCAGUGUGUACUCCAUGAAAUUAUAAAUUAUGAAAGUAAAAUGAGGUGCUUACAGUUUUCUUCUGUAUUUCUGAUACUUUGUAAUUCAUUUUUCUUGUACUGUAUUAUGUUUUAUGAUGACAUAACAUUUUCAGUUAGAAUGAGAAACCCGGUUUCUUGUGUUUUUCCCAUGUUUUCUGUCACGUUUUAGAUUGCACAGGCCAAUCUUUUUAAAAUAACAUUCAGUCAGGAAAUAGUAUUUUUCGAUAUUGUACAUUAAAUGACCAUUGAAGCCUAUUGUUUGGAGAAUUACCAAAAGAGUUGAGGCACCCCUUUUUUUUUUAACCUUGUCUAAGUGCAGUUGAGUGUGGGGGAGUUCUCCUCAGUUCCACUAACUGACAGUAUCUAGACAAGCAUUCCAUUUUGGCAAUUGAUUGAAGGGAAUAAUCCUUGUGUUUUUAAAUGCCCUGUGAAACAAAACAGACUAUUGAAAUUAGAUUUAAGAAAUUAUGUAAGGUAUCUGGUUCAUAUGAGAUUUAAAGAGCACACGCAGAAAUUCCCUUGUCUCUAUGACAACCGACAUAGAGACAAGCUUCCAUAAUUGUUUUUUGGUAGGCCAAUCUGGUCUGCUUAUUGCCCCCACCCCGGUUUCCUAGAAUGAGACGUCUCACCAGCAAGUGUUUUCGGUUCGAGGUUUGCCCCACCGGCCCCAGAACGACCGAAGAAUGAGCCACUGAGAUGUCUUGCUCUAGGGCACCCCCUCUGCGGGGCGGGGACAAUAACCAGACUAGAGUGUCCGGGUAAGAAAAAUAAAAUCAUGGGAAUUGCUGGAUCUCUACUUUCUGUUACGUCUGAUGUGUACCAUUAGACAAGUUUGCGUGUCCCUUCGUACUGUAUAAAUAUGUUCAAGUUCUGGUCGUGGGUGUGUUUUUGUGCACCACCUGUUGUCUGUAUGGAAAAUAAAAACUUAUAUAUAUGUGGUA